AUGGGUUCCCCCUUUAUUAUAGGGAAUCCGAGCGUACACGUUGCCACAACGUUGAACACGCAACAAGGGCGCAUGAACAGGGGUAAAGCCGGGGUGUUGGUCCGCGUCGCUGUCCAGAGAGAGCCUUGGGUCCUUACUCCGUACAUAAGCUCUUCCCCAUACAGCUUCUCCAUGAUGGACACAUUCAAUUACGCCAUUUACAAUUCGCGUUUUGUGAUGGGAUGUGUCAUGCCUGCUACUCCACUUCUCCGUUACCCCGGAUCUCCAAUUCAUGUGCGGUGCGAUCGCAACUCACCAACAUGCCGCAACUGCGAUCGCCUUGGUGUAAAGUGCCCCGGUUAUAGUGACAUACCGGUCCUCUCGCAAAAAGAUGGUUCGCGGCAGCGUAUCCAGGACUCUGUGGACACCAUCUACCGGGCUUCGGGCGUCGAGAAGCGGAAGGUCGGGUCCUGUGACGAAUGUCGCCGAACAAAGAGUCGUUGCUCCCGCUCACGGCCCGUGUGCAGGCGGUGCAUGAAGAAGGGCUUUAUAUGCAAAUAUAAUCCCAAAUAUGAUGCAGCCGUUGCCCGAUCGUCAGCGCCCGCGCUGAUGGCAGGGCAAGACCAUGUGUUGACGGCAACAGCUUCGUCGACUCGCAGCGGCAGCGUCUCUACUCCUGGAAGCCAAAGGGGAAACUCCUCUGUUUCUUUGUCGAUGCCACUGUCACAUGACUUUCAAUGGCUUUUCGCGGAUACACUACCACAAGAUGCGCUUCGCCUACGAGCACUGGCCGAUAAGUUCUUUGAUCGGAUCUCAACUCUUCGUUGCCUGGGCUUCAUCCACAAACCAACUUUCUACCAGGCACUGGACAGAGGCACCCUCAAUGAAGACUUUGGGGAGGCUGUGAUUUACAUAGUUGCCGCCUUCGGUGCACGAAUGCAUCUAUUGGAUGAUACUGCCGAGGUCAAUGCAUCUUAUGGCAUUCCUGGGGCAGCCUGGGCCGAACGAGCUAGAGAUCUGGCGAUGAGGGAGAUAGCGAAUCCUUCCCUCUCAACGAUGAUGGCAAUGGUUCUCAUCUGCGAGCAUUCCAUCGCUAUGGAUCAGCAUGCUUUGGCGUUUGUCGUCUUCGGAUGCUGCUUGCGCAUCAUGAGGUUGCUCAGCCUUGACUCUGCCAAAAAGGUGUCGGACGCACCAGGACUUUCUCAGAUGACCCAACUUGAGACUGAAAGAAGGCUCUUGUGGUCAUGCUACCUUCUCGACAGCUUUCUCGGCGGUGGGGUAGAUAUGAACCUUCACUGGAAGCACGGUUUCCCUUGCGUUCCGCUGCCAUGCUCAGAUGCCAAUUUUAUCGCCCAGGAGCAGUACAUCAGCGACCUGAAUGCGCCAAGGCUGAGCACUUUUGAGAUCUUUCCAGAUCGAAGUUAUCUGAAUCUUCGCUCUCACACAAUCUAUCUUGUACAGCUCCGGACGCGGGUAUUGAGACUGAUACGAAACAACAACCAAGAGGCCAACAUCUGGGAUCCCGGGUCUGCGUUCCUCGACAUCAUUCAUCGCCUAGAGAUUUGGUACGCCGGCUUACCAGAACAGCUGGUGAUAUCUGACCUCAACGCAUACGUCCACAAAGAACUUGGCAUCAUCGGCGCAGUCUUUAUGCUUCACUUUCUCUACCAUUCAACCGCAUGUGAUCUCCUUCGAGUCUCACUUCCAGGCUACGUCUUUCCCCUAUCAGCUGCCUUUCAUUCUGCGCCUCUUGAAUUUCGCAGGCAAUGCCAGGAGCGGUGUCGCUUCCACGCAGACGAGAUAUCGCGUCUCGUUCGCAUUGGAUUCGGCUACGGCAUCCGUGUCUUUGAUGAUUUACACAGCUUAAUGGCGACAUUCGAGUCUACCAAGAUUCAGAUUAUUCACACUGCUACGGCUACAUCGAACGCUGUCGAUGUGAGAGAGCGAGCGAGUUACAAUAUUCGGUUCAAUAUGAGGGCACUGGCUAUCCUCCACCUCCAGAAGGACAAGCCGAAUCCUUAUCACAAAGCCUUGAUACCGUUGCUGGAGAAAUUUGACUUCCUCAACGUUGUAUCUGAGUGGCAGGCCUAUCCAAGCCCAAUAUCAUUGAACACAGAACUGGCCGAAGUGACAGGUCCAGAGGAUACCGGCUUCCUCAGCAGCCUUGCCCCGUUCCGCCUCGCCAAAGAAGAGAUCCGCGCCCAAACGAGACAGCGACGGGCCUCCUCACCGACCGUGAAAAACGACUUUCCUGGCUCGACCUCAACAGCCACCGUCCGCCCUCCCCCCAUCAUCUCGAUGCCCCAAAAGGGCACAACCCUUGGUGGCGGCGGCGGCAUCACAAACGGCGGUGUCCUGGAAGGUGUCGAAAUCUCUCUUGACCGUAUGCAGCUAGCAUCUACGAACGCUUCGCAUCCUACGCCUCCUAGCGUCAAUGACCAGGAUAUAACGACAAUUCAGGAAGGGGUAAUGAAUAUUGCGGUGGACUUAUCUGAUCUGGCGGAGGACUACAUCCGGAUGGCGGGCGAGAUGUCCGACUACAUCUCCUGGGACAUUUCGGAGCCGCCUGCGUGGUUGGAUUUUGACAUGAGUUCGACUAAUAUCUGA
Molecule: messenger RNA, 2586 nt
Organism: Trichoderma reesei QM6a
Lineage: Eukaryota; Fungi; Ascomycota; Sordariomycetes; Hypocreales; Hypocreaceae
Exons: 9
Coding region: 1-2586 (861 amino acids)
Biological process (GO): DNA-templated transcription; regulation of DNA-templated transcription
Cellular component (GO): nucleus
Molecular function (GO): DNA-binding transcription factor activity, RNA polymerase II-specific; zinc ion binding; DNA binding
Source: RefSeq, a predicted model, not a curated record